AUGGACGCCAGCCCGGCGGGCAGCGAAGGGGCGGCAAGCCCAGGCUCCAAGGGCCCCACCGCGCUGAUCAUCACUGUCAACCGUGUGAAGAACCUGGUGAAGGAGGAUGCCGAGAUCAAGAGCAUCUCCACAGAGGCCUGCUUUGCGGUGGCCAAGGCCACCGAGCUCUUCCUGGAGGGCCUGGCCAGCAAGGCGGCAGCACACAUGCAGGCGGCGGGGCGCGCCGACUCGCUCGAGUAUGCCGAUGUGGCGGCGGUGGUGGCGGAGAGCGAGGCGCUGGACUUUCUUGGGGAUGUCGUUCCGCAGACUGUCAAGGCUGCGGCCCUGCUAGCCUCCGCAUGA
Messenger RNA from Chlorella variabilis, 342 nucleotides. RefSeq lists its product as hypothetical. Gene Ontology annotation, biological process: regulation of DNA-templated transcription. The record is from RefSeq and is a predicted model, not a curated record. Gene Ontology annotation, cellular component: nucleus. Bases 1 to 342 code for a protein of 113 amino acids. The transcript is spliced from 2 exons. NCBI's taxonomy places the organism in Eukaryota, Viridiplantae, Chlorophyta, Trebouxiophyceae, Chlorellales, Chlorellaceae. Gene Ontology annotation, molecular function: protein heterodimerization activity.